Candidula unifasciata is the source of this 1029-nucleotide messenger RNA. Lineage: Eukaryota; Metazoa; Mollusca; Gastropoda; Stylommatophora; Geomitridae. The record is from the annotation of a GenBank genome assembly.
AUGGACCAUGGGCUGAUUGGCCUGGAAACUGAAAGUUCUUCUGUUGUUCUCACUGCACCAUACACUGUAAACAUGGGUACUGUGGCUGUGCAAAACAAGGGCAGCCCAACACGUGUUCUUGAAUGUAAACAGAAUUCUCAGUCAACUACUUUUGAAACAUCAAACAGAUAUGUUCAGUCAUUCUUGUGUUAUGAAUUGUUUGCAGCCAUUGAAGUGGGUUCUUUGACUAGGGUACGAAACGUACUGCUUUCCUACCCUGACCUUGAUUUUAACUUUCAUAUUAAAGAUGUCACUCCUUUGUCAUUAACACUCUAUAGACGACGAUUUGAUAUUUUUCAUCUGUUUCUUCGACAUCAGGCCAAAGUUGGCAACCUAAAUCUGAAUAUGAUUAGUAAGGACAAUCUGGGAAGAAUGGAGCCACCAAUUAUAACAGCAUGUCGACUUCAUUUCUUAGAAGGGGUUGUCACUCUGGUCAGAAAAGGAGCAGAUAUCGACAUGACAGAUAACCAAGGUCACUCUGCCCUGUGGGUGGCAUCUCGACAGCAGAUGCCAGAUUUGGUGGAGUAUCUGAUCAAUAAUGGUGCUAGCGUCAGCAAGAUGGAUAAAUUUGGAUGCACUCCAUUACUCACUGCACUCAUGUAUCGGGUGAGUUCCAUGAUCAUUCGACACCUUAUUAUUCACGGAAGUCCGUUGUCUACCCCAGUAAGAUGGUCGUCUGCAGAACAGUCUCCUCUGUUUUGGGCAACCAAAAAUGGCAAUUUAGAAAUUGUUAAACUGGUUCUUCAAGCAGGUGUUGGACUAUGGGAAAUGCGCUCUGUCCGAAUGGCGCUGUCAAAUAGUGAUGUGGAUUUUGAGAUUCUUGAACUAUUGGACGCAGAAACUCAUUGCCCCCCAACUCUCCAGCACCAGUGCAAGUUAGUGCUGCGGAACUUCAUUAGCCAAGUAGGGCAUGGGAAGAAUUUCAUGAAAAACAUGCAAACAUUGCCGCUGCCAUCCAGUUUAAUACAGUUUCUACUCCUUGUCCGGUGA